AUGGAGGACCCUGCGCCCCAGGUGCCUGCCACCUCCAGGCCUGCCCAUGUGCUCCUGGCUGCAGCCUGUGCCUCCAUCCCCUGCAGCCACCUGGGGAGGCCUCCCGAACAGGGCAGCAGCCUUCGUCAGUUCUCCUGUCAAGACUCUUCUGAUGAGGUGUGCAAAGCAGCGACCACUGGAGCACACCUGCCCAGAGAAGCCCCUAGGACCGGUGGAGCGGCUCUGCCCAGCGGAGCCCCUCUGCCCGGUGAAGCUCACCUGGCCAGCGGAGACUCUCUACCGGGCAGAUCCCACCUGCCCAGCGGAGCCCCUCUGCCCGGCAGGGAGCACGUGGAAGAUCCUGCUCCCUCCAUAUCCCCAUCAGCUUCCCUGGCUCCUCUGACACCGUGUCCUCUACCUCUGGCCUCUUCCCUGUCAGCAGAACAUCAAGACCAAUCUAACUUGAAGGACUCCCCACUGCGUACCAUUGUACAGAGCUCACCUCCCAGCAAUGCCCUUGUGCCACUUCCCAACCGCGCCAUCGUAAGUGUUGGCCACUCAAGCCGUGCCAUUUCAGCCCUGACCUGGUGGCAGGAGGCUGCCCGAGCCUUGUACCUCUCAACCUCAUCACAGUGCAAGUCCCAGCAAGAGCACCUGUCCCACCACCCACCCGAGGCCUCCCUCCGGGGAGACCCCACAGACAGGCAGGCGGAGCCUGGGAGCCUCUCAGUUGUCAAUCCUGGCGUCCAGAGGCUGCUGGAGAUUCUGCUCACUAAGAGGGCAGAACCGAAGACGUGGCAGGAGAAAGGAAAGGAGGGGUCACUUCCCAAACCAAUGGGCCCGGAAUGCCACCUGCGCUCUUUGGGGAGUAUGUGGAAAUCCCUGGGUGCUGAGCAGGACACCACAGCCCCCCAGCCCUUCUGGAGCCUGAGGGACAACCAAGAGCAGCUCUCACACAUCAAGUUCUUGGAGGAGCAUCUUCAGCGGAAGUACAGCCAGCUCUUCUGGGGUCUCCCCUCUCUGCACAGCGAGUCCCUGGUGGCCACUGCCUGGGUUUCAAAGAGCUCUUCUUGCCUACAGCCUCUUUCAGUUUUAUUCAAUGGAAACUCGAACAACUUCCCAGUUCCAAUUCAGCUUACAGCACCGGCAGGGCUUUCCCAGGCCCCGCCCUUGCCCUUUCCUGGGACCCAACUCCAACCCCAACCCCUGAAUGGAAACCUGACCCAGGCCCAGCCCCCACCUCUGGCUCAGAUCCAGACCCAGAAUAUCAGGGCCUCCCUCUCAACUCCACCACCACCUUCUCCGCACCAGAUGGGGACCUUUGAGGUAUCUUGCCCUACAGCCCAGAACAAAAAUCCUCCUUGCAUCCCAAUUAAAAUUCAACAUCUGGAAUGUUCCUGGAAGCAACAGCAAAGGGAGAAGGCUUUGCCCUCUGUCACCAAAGGAACCCAGGACGUUUUUAGCCAACCCACUCCCAACAUUCCCCAGAAUAGUGGGGUCUCCCAAGGCCCCGGGUCAGUUUCUGAUUUUCAAAGGGACUUUAUCAGCCCGAAUUUCCAGAAGCUACAUCUUCAAAAGAAGCUCGUGGACGAUGAAGGGUGUGGGGGUCUGCACUUCAAGGUCCAGGUGUCUCUGGAAUUGAAGCAGCCUCAAGGCCAAGUCCCGUGGGUGUGUCAGGCACAAGACAAGCAGGGGCCCUUGCAUCAAUCUGUGUUUGCAAAUAAAAGCAGCCAGAACCCACAGAAGAUGGAGUCCGGGUGCCAGAGAAAGUCCCAUGGGAAGGAUCAAUCAGGGAAAGAUACCAGUGGGGGUCUACGGCAAUGUUGGAGGAAGAAGAACCCAAAAGGUCUUUCCAGAGACUCGGCCACCUUUAUAGUGAAGGCUCUGGGGAUUAGCUCCAAAAAGAAGUCAGAAAGAGACUUGAAGCCCUCAAAGAGUAACCCGGGAACUUGCUUACCCAGAAGCACAGAUCAGAAACACCCAGAAAAAUUCCUAAAAGACGAUUUGGUCAGGAAGUUAGAGCAGAUCGAUCAGGACUUGGACCCACUGAGUACGGGGCAACCCUGGCUUGCUAACAGCCAUGCUUUUUUCAAGGGCAACACUUACACGGAAACCAAAAAUCUGGCAUCCUCGGAGAGUCAGGAACAUUACGUGAACACCUCCUAUGAGCCUCCCUUCCUCAAUCCAAGCACUCGACAGAUACUGGAAGAACAUCUUCUAAAGUUUCAGGGGAGGCAAGAGUGUGGCCUGCCCCUCCAGGCCUUUGAGCCCAUAAAUCUCAGGCUACAUGAGGCUCAAGAUAUGUGCCUUCCACAGUCCCCCUUGCCCACUUUAAUUGCUUGUGCACCCGAGAAACACUCAAAAGCCAAGUUCAUCAAGGCCUUGGGAAAACCUCGUCAGGCCUUUUCGGAAGAGGUGAUAACAAAAGAGUCAGGUCGCCUCCCCACCACCUCUAUGUCUGCAAGUAAAAGCAGCCAGUGGUCAUUCGAGCAAAGCCAGAAGUCCAUUGAAGGGACAUCGUCUGGUUCUGGCUAUGGGCUCUCAGAGGCCCCUCGGACUAGAGAGGAGAGCAGGCUGCCUUUUCAGUCCCUCACACUCAGUGGAAAAACCCAGCAGAGUGGCACUGGCAUGGAUAGUAAGAAGAAGAGCCUGAGGCCAAAUCCAAGUUCAACAGUAGCCAGGAAGGAGUCCAAGUGGGAGAAAGGGACUCAGACUCCAGCAGAUCCCUGCCAGAGGCCAGCAAUGCUAAACAUGAAUGUAUCAGCCCACUCUUUUAGGGCUGAAGAGUCCAGGAAGGCAGAGGAGGCUGAGAAGGACCCUGCUUGGGACAUCAUUAUAGGACCCAGUGUGCUGGGCAAGGUCCAAACCACUACACCAAAUAUGAAGAGGUCAGGGUCUCCAGGACCCAGUCAAAGGUCCUCACCACCUGCAAAAACAGUUGCCCAAGAUUCAAAAGAGCCAUGCCUUACCACCAAGAUGGCCAAUACUUUUGAGCUCCAAGGGAAGGCAGGGCCAGGGAGCCAGCUUCCAGGAGGCCAUGCCCGCAGCUUGCUUCUUCCAAACUAUUGCAGUGAUGUCCUCCUGCAAGACUAUGCCACCGGCAUGCUCAUCCAAGACAACGUCACCAACGUGCUCCUCCAAGACCCUCACACAGACAUGCUCCUCGCUGCCGACAUCUUGGCUUCUCACUGGACCCCGUGCGGUUCCCAGAGGAAAAACACCAGCGGGGACAAGCCAGCUGCCCGGGAGCCUUAUAACCUCUUAUGGAGCAGACAGAGCAGCCAGGGGCAGCAGGCACCGCGGCUGUCAAAAGUUAAGGCCCCGUCGAAGAGCCAAAGAAAAAUGUCGGUCCCCACGGAUCAGAGGGAGGACCAGAGGAGGCCCAAACGAGGACAGCACAAAGAAGGGCUGGCCGGAUGGAGGACCUCACAAGCCAGAGGGAUUAGCAACCCUCCUCAGGUGAGUGAUAAAGGAGACAUCCGAAGGAGGAAAUUCCCCCAACCCCUGCCAGAGGAAGAAAUGGCUUUUGUAGAAUCCAACUGUACUAAAAAGAUGCAGCACCUGCCAGAGGAAGAAGUGGUUUUCGUGGAAUGCAACUGUACAGGAAAGAGGAGGCACUGUCUUCAGGACCAAGGACCAAAAGACCUAGUUCAGAAAGGCCAGCCUGCCUCAGCCACCGGCUGGAACCAGGAACCAGCCCAAAGCAGAUCAUGUACGGAUACCGGGGCCCUCGGAGCUCAGGCGAUCAUGACAGCUGUGGGGCAGAUCCUGGCGCAGAAAUUAGCAUGUCACCAAGAACUUCUUGCCCAGGAGGUCAACCAGCCCCCAAAACAAUUCCAGGCCCCCGGAAGUGGGCUAUCCCACAGGUCCUAUCCUUUCCAAAGCAGGGAAGAGUGA
Pipistrellus nathusii (Nathusius's pipistrelle) is the source of this 3876-nucleotide messenger RNA. NCBI's taxonomy places the organism in Eukaryota, Metazoa, Chordata, Mammalia, Chiroptera, Vespertilionidae. The record is from the annotation of a GenBank genome assembly.